AUGUCAAUGGCUGCAUCUCACAUCCGAGCGUCCAUCUCUCAAUAUCAGAUGGAGGCUGCCCACACCCAGGAGCCUUCUGCUACUCGGAUCACGCACUUUAAAGCCAGGCUGCAAUGGGAGAUAGCUACUUUUGUGACUCCCAUCCUGCAGUACUCAGCUGCAAGGAACAUCAUUUCAGUUGUUCCGAGCCCGGUUGCUCAUAUUCUUCAGUUGAUUCCCAAGCUCACCUGGAACAUGGUUCCGGACCACAUCUUUUCAUCCCACCUAUGCCAGUUUCAAGAUGUUGCAGAUCUGGGGGAUCCCUCCCGCAUUGUAUCCACCUAUGGUACUCAAUGGUGGACUGGAUCAACUGCCAUCCCGAACGAAUUAUGGCCAUGGGAUCAGGUAUUCGCUAAUUGUGUCUGUCACUACCAGCAUUGGCUAUCUGGCAUUGAGGACGAACAUCUUGUUGUUCCCAAGCAGGUGGAUGAAAGCUCGCUUGCAACACUGAAGGCACUGAGGUGGAUGAGGGAACGCCUCCUGACAGUGAUUGAGGAUCAACAAGCUGGCAUCCGUGAAAAGAUGGCAGAGAUUCAGAUGUACACCGCCGUCCUAACCAAAUUGAACCCAAGGGGACCAGAGUAG
This is a messenger RNA of Suillus subalutaceus, 624 nucleotides long. RefSeq lists its product as uncharacterized. The record is from RefSeq and is a predicted model, not a curated record. Lineage: Eukaryota; Fungi; Basidiomycota; Agaricomycetes; Boletales; Suillaceae. The transcript has 3 exons. The coding region runs from base 1 to 624 and encodes 207 amino acids.